Messenger RNA from Sinocyclocheilus grahami, 2890 nucleotides. Its product is annotated as neurocan core protein-like. The record is from RefSeq and is a predicted model, not a curated record. Lineage: Eukaryota; Metazoa; Chordata; Actinopteri; Cypriniformes; Cyprinidae. Gene Ontology annotation, cellular component: perineuronal net; synapse. Gene Ontology annotation, molecular function: hyaluronic acid binding; calcium ion binding. The coding region runs from base 92 to 2890 and encodes 932 amino acids. Gene Ontology annotation, biological process: glial cell differentiation; positive regulation of neuroblast proliferation; skeletal system development. The transcript has 12 exons.
GGUGUGUGUCGGCGCUGCUGGGCUGCAGGUUCUUGCGGUUCUGCUUGUGUUCUCAGCAGAAUAUGGGCUGACUCGAGCCGAGACUCCGGCGAUGGUCCGGAGAGUGACCCAUCCUCCCCUGCGGCGCUCGUUAUCCGGCUCCGCUCUGCUCCCAUGUGUGUUCACCCUGCCAGCCACCCUGCUCCCGGGAUACGGCCCCUUCAUCCGCUGGAGCCGCGGCUCCGGAGCACAGGAGAGGACGGUGCUGUCGGCCCGGGACGGGGUGGUCAAGGUGCACCAGGCGUAUGCGGGUCGGGUCAGUCUGCCCGGAUACUCGGUCGACCCGCUCAAUGCCUCGCUGUCACUUUCCCAGCUCCGCUCCAACGACUCCGGGAGCUUCCGGUGCCACGUCGCUCUGGGAGAAAAUUAUGAGCAGGAUACGAUCAACCUGGAGGUCACAGGUGUGGUGUUUCACUACCGUUCUCCCGAGGAGCGUUAUUCGCUGUCGUUCGCCGAGGCCGUUCGCGCGUGUGAGGAGAACUCGGCUGAGGUCGCGACCCCUGAGCAGCUGUGGGCGGCGUUUCACUCCGGCAUGAACAGCUGUGCGGCCGGAUGGCUCAGAGACCAGAGCGUCAGGUAUCCUAUACAGAGACCCGAGCUCGGCUGCUAUGGACACGCAGAGUUUUCUCCUGGAGUGAGGAAUUAUGGGAAACGGGACCCUUCGGAACUGUUUGAUGUUUACUGUUUCGCCAAUGACAUGCAAGGUGAAGUGUUUCCCGCUGGUGUUCCUGACAGACUGACUCGUCCGGAGGCCGUGGCUCACUGUGCGGCUCUGGGCGGCCGGCUAGCGACCGUGGGUCAGCUCUAUCUGGCCUGGAGCUCUGGGCUGGAGCACUGCGAGCCGGCCUGGCUGUCUGACGGCAGCGUGAGGUUUUCCAUCAGCUCGCUGCGCUCGGACUGUCCCGCUGGAGGACCUGGCAUCCGAACCGUUUCACCGGCAGAACUGAAUAACGGGACAGGGCACUUCGAUGCUUUCUGCUAUAGAGAAAAGAAAGCGCAGGAGACUCUCACAGGCAUCGUGAAGUCCUUACUGAGACCGUGGAGGUACUUGACCAGAGAUGACAGUUCAGAGGACGCGUCCGAAUCGUUUUCCUCCAGCAGCGACGCACAGGCUGCCGGCCAGCCGGACCUGCCUGACCUUCGACCUGCUAACUGGACCGGACAGGUGGAUCUGGACAAAGAGCCACUGAUGGCUGCUGAGGGCGCCGAGCUCUCGGCUGAGUAUCUGACAGUCCAUCUGCGAGCCGGAGACACGUCUCUGGACUGGAGCAGCCAGCUGGACUCCUUCCCAGACAGCCGACAGGUGCUUCCGGAUCUGAGUCCUGGCGGCUCGGCCCGAGAGGAAGAGGACGAGGACGAAGGUCUUUCCGGUCAAUCCGUGAGUCCUGCGGCUCCUUCAGAGGCUCCUCAAGAAAAGGCCAAGGGUUCCCUCACCAACAUUGUCAGCUCGUUAUGGAAACCCUGGAGCUACUUGACUGGAAGUGAAGCGGAGGCGAAGACCAAGAGCACACCUGCGACGGAGACGCACGCAACAGACGGCAGACCCACUGCUACGCCCGGAUCAGGACUGAUGUCAUGGUGGAGCCACUCGUGGCUGCCCAGUCCUUCAACCGUCACUGAUAAAUUAAUCAUCUCCUUUCCGCCCACGAGUUCAGUCGUACCGACGACAGUCCCACCAAACGCCACAACAGACGGACCAAGAGACAUUCAGACCAGUCGACCCGCACAGGACGGUCCGGCGACGGCGGCCAAUUGGAUCGUAGUGACCGAAAUACCCGAGCAGAAAACCCAAACCCCUGAACCCAAAGUCUCCGUCUCGACCGAGAACUUCUCCGGAGAGAGUCGAGUGCUGGAGACGGAGGGCAGCUCAUGGGGCGACACGUACCCAUCAUCCCAAACACCGCUGAUGGUGGAGACGAUGAGCACAGGUUCCUUCUCCACUUCCGCACACGAACUCGAGGCUCGCGGAGAAAUCCAGUACAGACGCAGAAACAAACCCAAGAGACUCAACCAGAGCACCACUGAGACGACCAUGAGUGGCGCCCAGAGCAUAACGACUUCCUCCGCUGCGAUGUCCAGCACUGGAGACACUGUGACGACCCUCUCGACGUCUGCAGACCAGACUCAGACAUCAAGCUUCGUCACGACGGUCCCCAGCGGUGGAGAGCAGGAUCUGAGCAGCGCCGAGGUCGUAUGGAAGAACAGCUCCGCUGGAGAAGAAGCGGACGACAGAUGCAGCUGUCUGCACGGAGGGACGUGUCUUCCUCAUGGAGAGGGUUUCCGCUGCUUCUGUCCGCAGGGUUACGCAGGAGAGAGCUGCGAAAUCGAUGUUGAUGACUGUCAGUCGAACCCCUGUGAAAACGGCGGCACCUGUAUCGAUAAAGAGGACUCGUUUGUGUGCCUCUGUUUGCCGAGUUACAGCGGAGACCGAUGUGAGAGAGUGAUGUGUGGCACUCCGCCUGCCGUCGAUAACGCGUCUCUAGUGGGCCGCAGACGCUCACACUACGACAUCCAUGCAGUGGUUCGGUACCAGUGCGCCGACGGCUUCUUCCAGGGACACAUCCCGACUGUCCGCUGCCGACCCACCGGGACCUGGGAAAGACCCAAGAUCAUCUGCACUAAAUGUGAGUCUCAAAAUACUGAUCUGCUUUUUGAUAAGCACCGCGAUCUCACCGUUACCGUCGGCAACACCACAGAUCUCGGCGCGAGCAUCGACGACACCGGAGACACGGAUCGGGGCACAGGGGGCGGGAUUAAGCUACGGGGGGCGGGGCUAAAAGCAGGGGUCGUGACCUCUGUUCCUGUGUUUCCAUGUCAGAGGAAACGCAGCAGACGGAAAGGACAGAAAUAA